UGGAGACUGACUCACUGCUGCCCCUGCUGGACGUCAGAGGAACUGCAGGUUCAGUCUAACAGCAGCUCAUACUGAGGCUAUGACACUAAAGACAACAUAAACAUGAAGCUGCUCUGCUUCCCGACACACACACACACACACACACACACAGAGUUUCUGCAGAGGUGAUAAUAUUCAGUCAUGAAACUGGAGCUUCAGUUAAACUGAGGAACCUGAUUUCUCGUCUCUCUGCUGAUGGUUGAGGCGUCCAGUUUGACCUGCAGGACGGUUUUUGGUCGCUCCCGGUCACCAUGGCAACCAGCAGCUUGUAAAAACAGACGGCGAAUUGUUUCUUUUCAUCGGCCAGAAAAAAAUACAAGAAAAGAACAAGACGGAGGGUCUGUUUGUGAGGUGUGGGAAUCUGCUGACGAGUGUGUGUGUGUGUGUGUGUGUGUGUGUGUGUGGAUGGACAGAUGAAUGGACAGAAGUGUAAUUAAAUCGUCAUCCUUCAGCUCCGGCUGAAAGUCCGUCUCCUCCUCCGUCUCUCUGAGUGAUGUGCCGUCAGGAUCCCAUCGUUCCGGGCCUCCGAGCCAGCUGGACUUGGGCCCCGAGGCCCCGGGCCCCAGGCAGUGGUCCAGAAACACUGAAACAUGAUGGGAUACCCAGCAGGUGCUACCUGAGAGGCGAUGUCUGACAGCAGCAGAUCGAUGGAAGUGUUCGGGGACCGAGCAGCAAGAAGCAAACGCUAUGCCAUCAACCCUCUGGGACACAAGUGGACUCACCACAACGUCACGUACAGGAUCAUCCAGUUCCCCAACACCCUGAAUGUGGAGGACACCAGGAAGGCCAUCGGCAUCGCCUUCACAAAGUGGAGUGACGUGUCUCCGCUGACCUUCACCGAGGUUACUGACGGCAACGCUACUGCUGACAUCACCAUCGGUUUCUACACCUUCAACCACACGGACUGCUGGUGGUCUCCUCUCCACCCGUGUUUCGAUGGGCUGAACGGCGAGCUGGCGCACGCCUUCCUGCCACCACGGGGAGAAAUUCACUUUGACAACCACGAGUUCUGGAUCCUCGGGAAGUCCCGCUUUAGCUGGAAACAAGGAGUCUGGCUGAACGACCUGGUCCAGGUGGCGGCACACGAGAUCGGCCACGCUCUGGGUUUGUGGCACUCCAGAGACCCUCAGGCUCUGAUGCAUCCCAAUGCCACCUACACCGGACAGAGGAACAUCGCCCAGGACGACGUGUGGGGCAUCCAGAGACUCUACGGUUGUCUGGAUAAGAAGCGAGUCUGCGACCCGUGGGCUCGGCUCGGCUUCUGCGAGCGAAGGAAGACGUUCAUGAAGAAGAACUGUCCUCAGCGCUGUGAUUUCUGCUACGAGCCUCUGGAGGUGGUCACCACAGCAACGCCGCCGGCAGCCAACACGAAGAUCAAGAUGGUUCCUCGGGGGAAGGUGGUGGGUUUCCGGUGUGGGACAAAAAACACCCGCUCCCCCCCCAAAGUCAGUUGGUACAAAGAUGGCGAGCAGAUCCUCUCAUCCAUUCCAGGGUACAUCGUCAUGAAGGACCGAGACCUGCGCAUUGUCGCCAACGAGUUCAACGAAGGCGUUUAUACCUGCCGCGUCCAUCGCCGUGGCGACAUCGUCUCUGCAAACUCCUGGGCCAUCCGACUGAAGCCGGAGCAGCCAUCCAACAGCUGAAGACGACAGACAGGUGACCCGACAGGAAGCGUGGUGUCUGUGGACUUUUUUCCUGACCUCAAUGGACUUUAAAGAUUAAAGAACAACGAACCAUUGGCAGCUCUGUGAUGUCACGGCGCCCCCUUCUCAUGACUGCGAAUGACAUCACAAUGUGUAAAGUGGUGACUGAGCUGAGUGGAUGGCGUUUUGGUGAUGAGCAGCCUGCUGCUCAUCGUACGUGAGAAUAUUUCUAUAGCCCGUAGGAACCGCAGCUUUUGACCCCGCCCACUUUAGUUGCAGUGUUUGAGUUAGUUACUUAGCAACGACAGUCAUGUAAUCCCUCUUUGGCCUUUGACCUUUGCUUAGACUUGUAUCCUGUCAGACGCUGUUCCUCUGUCCUCCAUCAUGGGAAAGCUGUUUCACGUCUUUGUGCACUUCCUGUUUCCCCCGCCCCGCCUGUCCUGACCGCCACGGUUUGACUGCUGGACUGAAGCAGAGCAGCUUUGCAUGAUUCACAGUUCAGACUAAUCCCGCCUCACAAACAGUAGACCAGGCAGUUCAGCAGAGUGGGUCUGAUGUCAUCGUCCGUCCACUGGAGGACAGAAGAACCCGUAGGACAGGAGGCAGCACUCUGGAUGCGAGUGAUGGAUGCUACGACAGGUGUGAGUCCUUCACUCAGUAAACUGGCGGUGUCCUCUUUCUGUCCUUAAUGUGUGACAUAUGUUUGUUAUUUUGUUAAAAAUUACAGAAAUAAACAGAAACAUUUUAGUAAA
This is a messenger RNA of Oreochromis niloticus (Nile tilapia), 2434 nucleotides long. RefSeq names its product matrix metallopeptidase 23bb (gene mmp23bb). NCBI's taxonomy places the organism in Eukaryota, Metazoa, Chordata, Actinopteri, Cichliformes, Cichlidae. The record is from RefSeq and is a predicted model, not a curated record. Gene Ontology annotation, biological process: proteolysis; extracellular matrix organization; collagen catabolic process. Gene Ontology annotation, cellular component: extracellular matrix. Gene Ontology annotation, molecular function: metalloendopeptidase activity; zinc ion binding. The transcript has 8 exons. Bases 666 to 1682 code for a protein of 338 amino acids.